Molecule: messenger RNA, 4131 nt
Organism: Chelonoidis abingdonii (Abingdon island giant tortoise)
Lineage: Eukaryota; Metazoa; Chordata; Testudines; Testudinidae
Source: RefSeq, a predicted model, not a curated record
AUGUUGAAUGGUCAGUAUCACCAGCUGGGAGAGGAGGUGAUCCUGACAGACACCUGCCGCAGGAAAUGCAGCUGCCGGCAGCCUGCCCAGCCAAUGCAGUGCCAGGAUCAUGCCUGUGGGGCUCUGAAGAUAUGCAGUAUUGUGGACGGCACCCGAGGCUGUUACCCUGUGACGUUCAGCACCUUAUGGGUGUUCGGCCACUCCCACUACACCACGUUUGAUGGAGUCAUGUUUGAUUAUCAAGGAGCCUGCAAAUACACCUUGAGCAAGUACUGUGGCCCCAUGGGGAGCCUCCCCGACUUCACCAUCAAAGUGGAGAAUGAGCUGAAAAGCUCCAUUGCAGUGUCCUGGACGCGCCUGGUGGAGCUAGAUGUCUAUGGGGAGCGUAUUGCUAUAGCAGGGGGACAGUACGGCCAGGUGCAGGUAAAUGGAUCCCUGGCCAAUCUGCCCAUAGUCCUUGCAUCAGGCAAACUCUACGCCUAUUUCAGCGGCUCUUCUGCUGUGCUCCAGACCGACUUUGGCCUCUCUGUGUCCUACGACUGGUCCCACUCUGUGUCGGUUUCUGUUUCUGAGAUCUACUCUGGGUCACUGUGUGGACUCGGUGGGGAUUUCAAUGGGAACCGGAUUGAUGAUUUCCGGACCCCAAACGGUUCUGUGGUCCAUGAUGCCGUCACCUUUGGCAACAGCUGGAAGGAUGCCAAUUCCCCUUUUCACUGCACAGCUGUUGGGCUCCCAGCCCAAUGUAAUGAAAUGGAACUAGCCCAGUACAGGUCUCAGAGCUACUGCGGGCUCAUCGCAGACACUGCUGGGCCUUUUAAAGAGUGUAAGCAGCCGGUUGAUGCUCAGGUUCACUUCGAGAGCUGCGUCAGGGAUGUGUGUGUGACUCGGGGCAGCCGCGAGACCCUGUGUCAAAUGCUUCGCAGUUAUGCCCAGUGGUGCCAAAGUCGUGGCAUUGCCAUUGAGCCGUGGAGACAGCGGGCUGGAUGCGAGUUAACCUGCCCCGUCAACAGCCACUAUGAGCUCUGUGGACCUUCCUGCCCGGCCUCUUGCGCCCACCCAGCUGUGCCCUCCCGCUGCCGGACUGCGUGUGAAGAAGGGUGCCAGUGUGACCCUGGCUUUGUGCUGAGUGGCACUGACUGUGUGCCUUGGGGGCAGUGCGGCUGCACCCACAAUGGCAGAUACCACCUGGCAUGGGAAAGCUUCUGGGAAGGAGAAAAUUGCCAGAGAUUGUGCAGAUGUAACGGCUCCUCCCACUCUGUCCAGUGCUCCCGCUCUGCCUGUGGCCCUGGGGAAUUCUGUGGCACUCGAAAGGGGGUUUAUGGGUGCCAUGAACGAACCAAUGGCAUCUGCUGGGCUUCUGGGCUGCCCCAUUACACGACGUUUGAUGGGAAGCGAUACGAUUUCCAGGGCACCUGCAAAUAUGUCUUUGCUGAACUGUGUGGGGCAUCAAAGUCCUUACCCUUCUUCAGAGUGGAAGUGAAGAAUGGAAACCUGUCCCAUGUUCCUGUGGCUAUGACCUCGGAGGUGUUUGUCCUUGUGAACAGGACUGAGAUCCAUCUGCAGAGAGGGCAGCACGGGACAGUCAAGAUUGCUGGAGUGACUGUGACUCUCCCGGUGAAUGUUGAAACACUAGGAGUUGCCAUUUAUCAGCAUGGGCUGUAUACUGUGCUGCAGACUCCCUUUGGGCUGAGUGUGAGCUACGAUCUGGCCCACAGCCUCUUUGUCACCCUAUCCCCUGAGUACCGAGGCCAGACCUGUGGGCUGUGCGGGAACUUCAAUGGGGCCGCUGAGGAUGAUUUUGUGACGCGUAAUGGCUCCCUGGGGAAGGACGCCUUCCACUUCGCUGCAGACUGGAAGUUGGAGGAUGUCCCUGGCUGUGAUGACGGCUGCUCUGAUUCCUGCCCUGGGUGUGAAGAGGAGGUAAGUCUGGUGCAGUCCAAGUCCCGGUGCUGGGUGAUCCAGGAUCCCAAUGGGCCGUUCGCCUCUUGCCACUCCCAGAUUGACCCAGGCCCCUAUUUGUCUGAUUGCGUCUUUGCCUUGUGUGUGUCAGGAGGGGAGAGCAGAGUCCUGUGUGAGUCCAUUCAGAUCUACGCAGCCGCCUGCCAGAGAGCGAAUGUCUCCAUCUCACCUUGGAGGAACGAAUCUUUCUGUGCCCCAGGAUGCCCAGCAAACAGUCACUACAAGCUCUGCGAGCCCCCCUGCCGGGACUCCUGUGCACGCAGCAUGAUCCAGGCUCACUGUAGCCGCCUGUGUGCUGAAGGCUGUUUCUGUAACACCGAGUACCUGCGCAGCGGGGCCAGCUGCGUUUCAGAGAAGCAGUGUGGCUGCGUGCGCAACGGGCUGCACUACCCGGCUGGGGACCGGGUCUGGCUCUCUGGUUGCCAGGAAAGGUGCAGCUGUGACGGCCACUUCAAUUUUCAUUGCGUCCCUGCCAGCUGUAACCCCGGCCAGCAGUGUGCGGUGAAGGAUGGGAGACUGGGCUGCCAGAGCCAGCUGAGCACCUGCACGGUGACAGGGGACCCUCACUACUUCACCUUCGAUGGGGCUGUGGCCCAUUUCCAGGGCACGUGCGCCUACGAGAUCUCACGCACCUGCAAUUCCUCCCUCGACUUCUCCUUCCGAGUGGUGGCCGAAAAUAGGCACCGCAGGAAUCGCCGGGUCUCUUUUGUCUCCCGGGUGGACGUCUGGCUCGAGAGAGGCGACCAAAACACUCACGUUGUCCUAGGGGACAGCAAGGCUGCUGAGGUUAACGGGGCGAGGGUGAGCCUGCCGCAUGCCCUGGGCCCUCUGGGCAGCGUGUCCAAGAUCAGAAACCUGGUGACCAUACAGACCCCAGCCAAUGUGGAGAUCCAGUUCAACGGCCGCCACACGCUGUUCGUCCGCGUGGGCCCGGAGUACCGGGGGCAGCUGUGCGGGAUGUGUGGGAACUUCAAUGACAUCCGCAGGGACGAUAAGGUCCUGCCCAGUGGGGAGACAGCCCGGAGUGAUGCAGAGUUCGGGAACGCCUGGAAGGCUGAGUCCAGCCCGGCCAGGUGUGUGGAUGACACCGACUCCCUCGAGCCCUGCAGUGACCCCCUGGAGUUUGAAGAGCUCUGCGGGACCCUGACUAGUCAAUCGGGACCGUUUGCCGAGUGCCACUGGCAUGUGGACCCUGCCCCAUUUUACUCCUCCUGCUUGUACGACAUGUGCCACUACGGGGCGGCCAAUGGGAUGCUGUGCACGGCAAUCGCCUCCUACGAAGAGCUGUGCAGCCUUCAGGGGAUACGCGCUGGCGCCUGGAGACCGUCUGUGCAGUGCCCUGUGCGUGACCCGUGUGUCGGUCUGGCCUGCGGGGAGGAUGAGUGGUGCGGCGAGCAGGCAGGGAGAUGGGGCUGUUACUGCUACAAAGCUUCUGAGCCCAUCCAAGUGGCUGACUAUGACUAUCAGCUGGCCUGCAGUGGGGGUAACAGCUCAGUGUCCCUGUCCCGCUGUCUGCUCUUCACCGACGGCUUCCCCGCCGAGGCCUUGCACCUGGCUGACCCCAGCUGCACCGGCAGCCUCGUCAGGGGCAGACUCGUCUUCUACUUCGACAGCACACGGCAGAGCUGCGGGACCACGCUGACGGUCAACGCCACCCACGCCACUUACUCCAACCAGGUGCAGGGCCGGGUGGGCACCAGCUAUGGAGGGGUCAUCAGCCGGGACAGGCUCCUCUUCUUGCACUUCUCCUGCGCCCAGCCACUGAGCAUCAACCUGUCCAUCCCAAUGGCCAUCCAGCCCAUACAGGAGUGCCCCAGCCUGCGAGACGGCACCGUGACAAUCGAGGAGGACGGCGUCUCCACCAUCAGCCGCUUCUCCUUCAACGUCUUCCAGUUCAUCCCUGACUUGGAACUGGUGUAUUUGCACUGCCGCAUCCGGCUCUGCAGCCCCCAAGCAGCCACGUGCACCAUGCACUGCGCCAGGCCAGGCUCUGCUGUGUGGGGCAGGAAGCCUCCGUCGGAGGUCGUGUCUGCUGGCCCUUUCCUGAAGUACGACAAAGCUGCCGACCAAGGUCUGCAGCUGGCCAGCGGGAGCCCUCGCUCACCCACCUGCUCCCCGCUGCUCCUGCUACUGCUCAGCACCUCCUGCCUGCUCCUUGCCGGAGCCCCCUGA